Molecule: messenger RNA, 824 nt
Organism: Chara braunii
Lineage: Eukaryota; Viridiplantae; Streptophyta; Charophyceae; Charales; Characeae
Source: the annotation of a GenBank genome assembly
CGCCCCCGACAUUGCUUUUCCAGAAGUAGAAGGUCCUCUAAGACCACGGGGUUCAACUUCCUGCACCGAGGUGUGUGCCUAGACCCCUCGGUAUGCGAUGUCUAAAAGGAUGGCCGAUUUCUUACAUUAUUGUUCGCAGAAAUCAUAAUGUGGGUCACCAUGCCUCUCACGUCGCGGUCAGGGUGUCAAAGGCAUUGGACAAUGAUUUAAAUGUAAUACUUCGCAUUGGCAGCAAUGGGGAUGAAGAGGAGGAAGACGAUGAUGAGGAUGAAGAGGAGGAAGAGGACAGAGAGGAUAGAGAGGGGGAGAGGAAUCAAGAUGGAGUGUUGGAGGACGAGGAGGAUGGAAGCGAGGAUGAAGAGGAGGACGAAGAGGAGGAUGAAGAUGAGAUGGAGAUACCGGAGGGGGGGCAAAGGCAUGGAGACGACGUGGGUGAGGGAGAGAAUACGGAGGAAGAAGGAGAGGAAAUGGGAGAGGAAGAGCAGACAAAGGAGGACAAAGAUGAGGACAGAGAGAAGGGCAGAGAGGAAGAUAGACAAGAGGACAAAGAGGAGGACAGAGAAGAGGGAAAAGAAAAGGAGGGAGAAGAUGGGGAGCGGGAGAUGGGGAGAGUUUUGUGUGACAUGUAGUUGUUGAGGACUGUUAUUCUCAAACUUCAUGCAUGAGAGGGUGGAUGGUGAUCUUUGGAAAGAACUCUGCAUAGCCCACUUGAAGAGAUUCAGAGGUCUUUCCAAAGGAAGGCGUGAUUGACUCCUCAUUGUCGCAUCUCCUUUCGACCUCGAAGACGAUUAUUGCUUAGAUGUGGAUAAAGAGUGUGACUUUGA